UUGAAGAAAUGGAGGCUCAGAGAAGAUAAAAAUAUUCAAUUUAGCAAGUGGCAGAUCUGGAAGUAGAAACCAGAUUUUAUGAAACCAAAGGCAUCUCUAGAGAAUUUUUUUUUUUUAUUUCAGUAAAAUUACUGCGUACCUAUUGUGGAGAGGACCACCACAUCCUUUGGUUUCACUUUUAGGUGACUGAUAAAGUAAUAGGGAGAAAUGAGGGCAGAUCAUUUUGCUACCUCUUUCUAACUGAAGAAUUCCAGUCCAUCAAUACUGUGGCUGUUAUCGGCUUUGUAAAAGACUACUAUUCCCAGCAUGCCUCAAGGCACCGCCAGGAAGACCUCGACUCCCAGCAUUCUAUACUUUGGAACUCCGAGUCCCAGAAUGCAACACUCCUCCUACUUCCUCCCAGGGGGCCGUCGAGACUACAGUUCCCAGCAUGCAGCGCCGCCACCUGCUUCUGGCGCCCCGCUGGACCCUGUUUCGAAGGGACCUUUUGGACGCCAGAGGGCGGUUCCUGGAGUUACAGCCCCGUUUGCGGGACGUGUCUGCGCGGCAGUCCUGGCCCGUUGAACUUGUCCAGACGAAGCCUCGCAGGGAUGGGUUGGGGCCUGGGCCGGGCUUCGCUCAGGCAGCGUUUGAGGCAGCCCCAGCAGGGUCCUCCUGGGGCCUUCCUCCGUUUGAACUGCGGUGGCGGGCGGGCGCACGGUCUCCUGUACGCCCUAGACUAGGGGCCGCCAUCUCCAUGGCCACGGCGUUGAGUGGGCCCUGCGCCGGCAGGUCGCGGGACAUACUGUGGCGCGUUUUGGGCUGGAGGAUAGUUGCAAGUAUUGUUUGGUCAGUGCUGCUUCUACCCAUCUGCACCACAGUAUUUAUAAUUUUCAGCAGGAUUGAUUUGUUUCAUCCUAUACAGUGGCUGUCUGAUUCUUUCAGUGACCUGUAUAGUUCCUAUGUAAUCUUUUACCUCCUGCUGCUGUCAGUGGUAAUAAUAAUAAUAAGUAUUUUCAAUGUGGAGUUCUAUGCAGUUGUGCCUUCUAUUCCUUGCUCCAGACUAGCUCUGAUAGGGAAGAUCAUUCAUCCUCAGCAACUCAUGCACUCAUUUAUUCAUGCUGCAAUGGGAAUGGUGAUGGCCUGGUGUGCUGCAGUGAUAACCCAGGGCCAGUACAGUUUUCUUGUGGUUCCCUGCCCUGGUACUAACAGCUUUGGUAGCCCUGCUGCGCAAACCUGCUUAAAUGAGUAUCAUCUUUUUUUCCUACUGGCUGGAGCAUUUAUGGGCUAUAGCUAUAGCCUCCUGUAUUUUGUUAACAACAUGAACUAUCUUCCAUUUCCCAUCAUACAGCAAUACAAGUUCUUGCGUUUUAGGAGAUCUCUGCUCUUACUAGUUAAACACAGUUGUGUGGAAUCACUGUUCCUGGUUAGAAAUUUCUGCAUUUUAUAUUAUUUUCUUGGCUAUAUUCCCAAAGCUUGGAUUAGCACUGCUAUGAACCUUCACACAGAUGAGCAGGUUCAUAGGCCACUUGACACAGUGAGUGGCCUCUUAAAUCUCUCGUUACUCUACCAUGUCUGGCUGUGUGGUGUCUUUCUCCUCACGACUUGGUAUGUCUCAUGGAUACUCUUCAAAAUCUAUGCCACAGAGGCUCAUGUGUUUCCUGUUCAACCACCAUUUGCAGAAGGGUCAGAUGAGUGCCUUCCAAAAGUGUUAAAUAGCAAUCCUCCCCCCAUCAUAAAGUAUUUAGCCUUACAGGACCUGAUGUUGCUUUCUCAGUAUUCUCCUUCACGAAGACAAGAAGUUUUUAGCCUCAGCCAACCAGGUGGACAUCCCCACAAUUGGACAGCCAUUUCAAGGGAGUGUUUGAAUCUUUUAAAUGGUAUGACUCAGAAACUGGUUCUCUAUCAAGAAGCUGCUGCUACGAAUGGGAGAGUGUCUUCAUCUUACCCAGUGGAACCUAAGAAAUUAAAUUCUCCAGAAGAAGAAACUACUUUUCAGACACCAAAAUCUAGCCAGAUGCCUCGGCCUUCAGUGCCGCCAUUAGUUAAAACAUCACUGUUUUCUUCAAAAUUAUCUACACCUGAUGUUGUGAGCCCAUUUGGGACCCCAUUUGGCUCUAGUGUAAUGAAUCGGAUGGCUGGAAUUUUUGAUGUAAACACCUGCUAUGGGUCACCGCAAAGUCCUCAGCUAAUAAGAAGGGGGCCUAGAUUGUGGACAUCAGCUUCUGAUCAGCAAAUGACUGAAUUUUCUAAUCCUUCUCCAUCUACCUCUAUUUGUGCUGAGGGUAAGACAAUGAGACAACCCAGUGUGAUUUAUUCAUGGAUUCAGAAUAAACGUGAACAGAUUAAGAAUUUCUUGUCAAAACGGGUGUUGAUAAUGUAUUUUUUCAGUAAGCACCCAGAGGCAUCCAUUCAGGCUGUUUUUUCAGAUGCCCAAAUGCAUAUUUGGGCAUUAGAAGGUCUGUCGCACUUAGUAGCAGCAUCAUUUACAGAGGAUAGGUUUGGAGUUGUCCAGACUACACUACCAGCUAUCCUUAAUACUUUGUUGACGCUGCAAGAGGCAGUUGACAAGUUCUUUAAGCUUCCUCAUGCUUCCAGUAAACCACCCCGGAUUUCAGGAAGCCUUGUGGACACUUCAUAUAAAACAUUAAGAUUUGCAUUCAGAGCAUCACUAAAAACUGCCAUCUAUCGAAUAACUACUACAUUUGGUGAACAUCUGAAUGCUGUGCAAGCAUCUGCAGAACAUCAGAAAAGACUUCAACAGUUCUUGGAGUUCAAAGAAUAGUUAAGUAAUAUAAACUGUGUUCAUUACACUGCUGAUACAACUACAGAUGGGACAGUAAAUGUUCAGCAUUCUUGGAUCAGAAGAAAACGGACUAAUUAGAUGCUUCCUUUGUCGUGGUGGUUGCUUUGAAAACUAUACUUUAAUGGGAGAAAUCAUGGUAAGAAAUUCUCAACAGCAUAACUGAAAACUGCCUUUUCUGUACCGAUUGCUUUUUGUGUGUGUGGUAUAAUAAAAUCUUUAUUCAAUUUUACAGAAGCAUUGAUGGCAGUCGAAAUGUCUGUAGCUCAUAUAACUUAAUAAUAAUAACUAAAAAACUUUUAGAACUUACUUUUGAAAAGAGGGAAGCCAGUUCUGAAAUGAGUGUAGGUUGACUUCAUAGUCUUCUUAAUUAAGAGUUUAGCUCUUUGUAAACUCACAAUACAUAAACUUUUGAAGUGUAGUUUCAUUUACUGAAGGAUAAAGAUGGUAACAAUGCAGCAAUAUUCACAAAAAAUAUUGUCUAAAGGACAUAUUUUGUUAAUCUGUUAGGUUGGGUUUUUGUUUCCAGGGACAAAUUAAAUUUGUAUGAUUACCCAAAAAAGGGUCUCAGUUUACAGAUGCUAACUCUAUAUAAAGGAAUGUGGAAAAACUCAGUUCUUAAGUUACAAGAUUAAAAAUUCACAUUUGGUCUUUAAGAAACAAUUGACUGACAUCUAUGAAUUUAUUUUGUAUCAUACUGGUAAACACAAAGUAUUAAUGUAUGGGUAUUUUCCCAGCUAGUUUUGCUUUCUUUUUCUGGAGCAAAACAUUAAGUGAUUGCAGAGUUUUUCAAGCAAGAGAAAAAGGUUUGCAAAAAAACCCAGGAAAUGUUCCCUUUUCUCCCCACCAUUCAUCUUCAUUAGAUCAAAUUCUGUGAAACUUGUCUGGUCUGUCAAAGGGAGCAGCCUCUGUAGUGUUAAAUGGCUAAUUAAAAGAGGAAGAUCUUUAUAGCCACAAACAACUUAGUCAUCAAAUAGCAAGUGAAACCAAAACAUCAGAGGGAUUACUGUACUUGGAAGUAUGUUGUGUGUCCCUAAUGUGAACGAAGUAUUGUUAGAAUUUAUUAGAUCAGCUUCUUUGAAGAUCAAAGAUUGGAAAUCCUAGUCAUAGAUAUUCACUGGACUGGCUUUGGACUGAAAUGCUCCUUGGUAAUUCUUUUCCUAUUGUCUUUUCCUUCUAGUGUCCCAAAAUAUUUUCUUUACAGCAGCACAGUACUGUAUAUGAAUCUUUAAUGUGAUAUCAUAUAUGUCUACUUUUGUCUGAUUCAUUGAUGUAUUAUAUCUUUAUAAUUGAAUAUUUUAGCUCCAGGUCCUGUUGCCCCUUCAACCAGUACAUGCCAAAAUGGGUGCUACUGGCCUUGAGCGUAUCACUGUGGGACAGUUCCCCGAUUGUCAAGUGUUUAUAUAUGUAGGCUAUUGCCAUUUGUUUUUUUGUUUUUGGUUUUGCUUUGUGUCUGAAGCUGAAUUGAUUUCUUUUUCUGAAUGUGAAAGUUGAAUUUCAAAUGUAGUCGUUUCUUACAGAUGGCCAAGACAGAAAAUUGUGGCUAGGUUGACUGAGAGCUGUUGUCUUCCAUGUAUUAACACAAUUAAGCUUUUUAUAUUCCACUCUCUGUGCUGACCCUGGCUGAGGCAUUUUGGGAGACAAGGACUCUGAAUCUUCUGCUUCCAUUAAAGAAGAACUGUGAUAUUCAACCCAUUGGAUUUCUGAGAAUAAAGAUAGGAUGAUUCUUUGAACUUUGACUUACUUGUAUAAAAUGUCCAGCUAGGUUUAGGUUUUUGCCAUUUCCUAUAUACUUUGGGUAAACCUACAUUUGAUGAGCAAUGUGAAUGUUUCUGAGAAUGUUCAUUCCUGUUUUCUCUCAAGAGAAUGUGCUGUGUACUAAAUACAGGCCUCAUAGUGUCUGCCUGUUGAAGAUCUGGAAACUGCCUCCCCAGAUCUGUAUUGUAUUUGGUAGGUAAGGGGGUCAGUUUCUUUUCUCGUUGUGUGUUGAUAAUCUACACACCAUCUGUUGGAACUAGGGUGUUAUUAUGGGGAGCUCCUCCUGUGUACUAGGAGGAGGACCUUAGGGAGGCCAAGAGGAGAGAAGCAUUUCCUUUGAUGAAGUCACAUCCUGUCUAUGAGCCCACUAGUGCUGUAACAUUGGCCUGAAGGAGAGUGUUCUUUAAAAGCCUUUCUCGGCUGUUAGUAUAAAAACAUGAUGGUAUCAGCUCUUAGCAUGUUUGCUUGACCCUUAUGGAAGGUAUAAAUCCACAGAACUUCUUUCCCAGAGAACUGGGAAAUUGUCUGAGAAAUAAACCUUGUACAGUUGAGUGGACAUGGAUAAGCAACAAUUUGUUACUUUGCAGGAUUUGUUCCUUGGUAAUUGUUUGGUGUGUCAUCCGUCUGUUUAUAUCCUUUUGUAUAUCGUUGAUACGGGAUUGGGUAGAAAAAUAAAUUGGCAAUUUUAAAAAAUGGAA
Molecule: messenger RNA, 5238 nt
Organism: Symphalangus syndactylus (siamang)
Lineage: Eukaryota; Metazoa; Chordata; Mammalia; Primates; Hylobatidae
Gene: NDC1
Product: NDC1 transmembrane nucleoporin
Biological process (GO): nuclear pore organization
Cellular component (GO): nuclear pore transmembrane ring
Molecular function (GO): protein-macromolecule adaptor activity
Source: RefSeq, a predicted model, not a curated record